Messenger RNA from Menidia menidia (Atlantic silverside), 3637 nucleotides. Lineage: Eukaryota; Metazoa; Chordata; Actinopteri; Atheriniformes; Atherinopsidae. The record is from the annotation of a GenBank genome assembly.
GGACAUACAAAAACGCUUAGUGUUGCUUCGGACCCUCGCUUCCUGACUUCUGGUUAUAGAUCGCCUGUCACUAAGCCACGGUGAAGGUGAAAUAAGUCCAGGGAUUUCUUUAAACGCAUUUACGUUGGCCAUCAGCUCAGCAUCAACUGCCAAGAAGGGAGGGGGGGAUUUUACUCCACCUGUUUACCGAUCAAGCCUCCACUGUCUUUUUUGUCAGGUUAAGAUCCCAGCAUAAAUGUCAGUGGAGAAGAUGGAGACAACUAGUAUGUCCAACGGAGCAGCGAAUGCUUAUGAGGAGAAAGAAAACACCCUCAGUCCUGAGGACUUAUCUGAGAUGCUGGCAGCGGGAACAAAAGAGGUUCACGAAAAGGCUGAAAACACUCAGUUUGUGAAAGAUUUUCUCAGAGGACGCAUACGCAAAGAACUCUUCAAGCUGGGUGCUGUGGCUCUUUACCACACAUACACUGCCAUGGAGGAGGAGAUUGAAAGGAACAAGGACCAUCCCCAAUUUGCUCCGCUAUACUUUCCCACCGAACUGAACCGCCAUGAAUCUCUGGCCCGUGACCUCGAGUACUUUUACGGUCCGGAGUGGAAGAGCCAGGUGAGCUGCUCGGAGGCCACGCAGCGCUACGUGGACCGCAUCCACCAGGUGGGCCGGGAGGACCCCGUGCUGCUGGUGGCCCACGCCUACACCCGUUACAUGGGGGAUCUCUCUGGAGGCCAGGUGCUGAAGAAGGUGGCGCAGAGAGCUCUGAAGCUGCCACCCACUGGAGAGGGACUGGAGUUCUACCAGUUUGAUGGCAUACAUAGUGCAAAAGCCUUUAAGCAGCUGUACCGAAGUCGGAUGAACGAGCUGGAGCUGGACGUGGACACAAAGAAGAGACUGGUGGACGAGGCUGUCAAAGCUUUUCAUUUCAACAUGGAGGUGUUUGACGAGUUGGAAGAGAUGGGCAAAACCAUCCAGGAGGAUGUUUUAGAUGCUGGCAUGCCUGUUCAUGGAGCAACGGGUGGAGAUAUCAGCAAAUGUCCCUACUAUGCUGCCCAAAUGGCGGCAUCAGGUGGAACAGCGUAUGCUUGUCAGCUGGCCAUGGCCGUUCUCAGACACCCUACAGGACAGGUCCUGGUGGCCACUUGGUUUGCCGCCUUGGCUGGAUUAGUUGCCUGGUAUCUGAUGUGAAGCAGCUCUCAGUCUGUUACUUGGUUAAUGUGAGACCAACAAGUAUUAGAGGAAGAACAGUAAGGAGGCCAUGACAUUUCCACAAACUGGUGAACGUUUUGUGCAAACAUUCACAUCAGAGCCAUGUGUUUUUAGGGUUUUUAUUUUCUCUCUAGCUGUGUAAGUCCAAUUAAAGGAUUUAUUGGACCAUUACCACCUCAUUUCCAUCCACAAAGCACAACUUAUAUUUAUCAUUUAGACAUUAUUAUCUCUCUACCUCCAGGUGCUAUCCUUCCAGUCAUCCUUCCAGUGUAUUUGGUUGCAUCCCAAUAUCUGCUGUAGCUGCUCUCUAACCAAAGCAGGCAUGUCACGGUAGUUAGGAUUUCUGGGUCAUAUGUCGUCCAAGGCUGUGAUAGCAAUUCUGAAUAAUUACAUCACUGAUGUAAAAAUGAAAGUGACACUAAAGCAAUACAAGUACGGUUAAAACAAAAUAUAGGAAAAAUUUAUUUGGGCUCUUUUAGCCAUGAUUGCACUUAGAAAAACAUGAAAAAUUUGGCUCAGGGGUUCAAUUAUAUGGUUUCUUAACAGUUAGAACGUGUGUAAGCAGGAAUUUGUGUUGUUGUAUUGCCAUGUUACAUUGUCUGUAUUUUUCAGCAAAGUCCAUAUUGUUGUUCGUCCUAAUGUGUUCGUCAUCGGUACAGCGUAAAUUCAAAAUUCAGAACAUUGAAGCUUGGCAGUAGUGCUUUGAAACAAAAAUGGAGCUCUUAAUCCAGACCCUUUAAUGUAUGGUUUAUUAGGCUUGGGCAUUUGGCGCUGGCAAAGACCCCCGUCAGCCUCAAACAAUACGUGCUCGUUGCUGUGUGCGUUUGUGUUGGGGUUAACAGAUCAUGUGCUUUUAUCAUAGAAUUACUCAAUAACAUAAUUAUUGUCGUGGGCAUCGAUUGAAAGGACAUUUUUCCCUCCACAGAUGUAAUUUCCUAUAUAAUGUGGUACAUUAGAGGAUGAAUUAAUUUUGACCCGAGUGGUGGUAAACAAACUGUGGAUUUCUGUGAACAGUGUGUUCGUCCAUGACAGACUGCUGUGCUGAUCUAUGAAUAAUAAUAAGAAUGAAUUAUUUUUAAGAAUGAUGCUGAUUAUUUUGUUUUUUUGACUGUCACAUUUAUUAUCAUCGUUGAACUUCAAAUUUAGCAAAGUGUACUGUGGGACCAGUGAUGGGAACCAAAAAGCUCUUGAUGAUAAAUUGGAAGUUUUGGACACUGGUGAUGAUACAGAGUAGUAGUCCAUGUUCACUUCUGUUCUCCUCAACUUAAGGAAUCUGUGAUGAUAUCUUCAAAUUAAACUAAAACUGCCUAAUAAUUUCACUCACCAAAAUGAGCAUCUAAUUUCUUUAGUUUCAUCAACCAUAGGAGCCGAUAUAUGAAGGAUACAAGUGUUAUGAUAUUUGGUCUACAAUAGGAAUCUCUUUUUUUAACUGUAAAGCUUUUAUCUCUAUUCUUGCAAUGGGCAUGCAGCAUAAUUGCACGAUGGGUGCAUUUGUGUGGGUGUAUUUGUUUAUUAUCUGCUUGUCCUUUAUGGACUUCUAUGCUGCUCAGCUCCUGUUAUUGUACCCAUUGGUGUGAAUGUACCAUAAUGAAUCAUCGCUGGUCUAAAAUACCCCUUUCCUGGUCUGUGUUGGGAAAGUUUCCUGUUAGUACUCACCUGUCCCCCCCCCCCCCCCCUUCUUGUUUUUUUAACACAGCAAACAAAAAGAGCUCUUGAACCCAAUGUACUUUCACUGUUCAUUUUUUCAAAAAGUGAUCUGGAUUGCUUCAUUGAUAAACAGGGGUGUUUUUUGUCUGAAAGUCCCAGGUUUAAAACACACAUGAUGGACCUGUACCGGACAAACGUGCACAUUUACUGUUUAUUCAUCUUAUGCAAGUAUUUGUGGAUAUUUCGGCAAUUCUGGAGUUUAUUGAAUCUCAGGAGUGCAGUUAUCGUAAUUUAAGAUAGUUGACUAACCUGUGUUGCUUUUCUCUACUCUUAAUUCCUUUGGUGUUCCUAACUGAAGCUUUACUAGCAACUGGCUUAUUGUGUUGUUAAUUGAAUAUUAAAGUUAUGCCUCUUCAUAUUGAAACAAACCUGCUCUGGCUGGUGUUAUUAAAAAAACACAUUAAAGUAUAAAUCAAUUAUGUAGAUGACCAUGACCCCUCUUCUUAUAAAACCUUAAGAUUUGCUAGACAUUUCCAUCUUAUCACGUUGUUCUGAUAUUCAUGAUAACCAGCAAAUUAAUUGUGCUUACGCAUGUUUUUCACUCAAUAAAACUUAAGAUGAGAAAACGUAUACAAUGUAUCCCAUAUAGGUGGGUGGAGAUGUAUUCAUGUGUAAACAGUGAGGAAAUCAGUGUCCCCUAUCAAAAUGGGCUUUUACCAGAGCAAAGCUUUAUUAUAUAGCUGUACAGUACAUUUUCUUUGCAUCAUACAUACAUAAAUGCAUUUUCUACAC